AUGAGUGGUAUUCAGCGGUUCCUCACGCGGCGUGAGAAACAGAGACGCUAUGGAAAACAAGACAAAGAGUUGUCAGGUGUCCUCUUGGGCCCGCAGUUUCGGGGAUUUUUUGCGUCGGCCAAUGCUACAUCCGCAUACGACAAAGAUGAAGAGAAGAAGCUCAAGAACCUAGAACGGCGAAUCGCUUCACUUGGAAUCUCUGGACUGAAGCCCGAACACUACCUAUAUGCACUUCGAUCAAAAUGUGCACAAGGAGACGAGGACAAGGCGUUUGAGAUGCUCCUGAUCCUAGAAGACUCAAUAGAGGGCAUUAUCAGAGGCUAUGCUCCGAGCACAAAACUUCUCGGGGCAGAGAAUCGAAAUGGCGUCACUUGCUAUCUUGACGCAUUGCUCUUCGCUAUGUUUGCUCGGCUCGACUGCUUUGAAGCAAUUCUCUACAAAUCAUUCAAUGACGAGCCUCGACGGAAACUUUCUAUCAUUUUACGGCUUUGGGUGAAUCUGUUGAGGUCCGGAAAACUGAUUACCACAGAUAUUACCGAACACCUCCAAAAGUCUCUUUCAGAAUGUGGCUGGCCAGAGGCAGCUGAACUCCGGCAGCAAGAUGCGUCAGAGGCUUUUACAUUCAUCACUGAGAAGCUGGAGUUGCCCCUGCUGACCCUCAAGAUGGAUAUCUACCAUACAGGGAAGGAAGAUGCCGUCGAUGAUCACAAAUUUGUCAAUGAGAGACUGCUAGAAGUGGCAAUCCCCCCUGAGCAUCCUGAUGGCAGUGCAAUUACUCUGGAGGACUGUCUUGAAUCCUACUUUAAUAACAAGAUCGAAGUAAAGCGAUACCUGGAACGACGACACACUAUUGGAUCUGUAAGAUCCUUUGAUUCGACUGCCAAGGAAACAUCAGUUCAUGUGGAAACUGUUGAAGUGGGUUCGUCUGCUUCGUCACCAAUCCAUACAGGCUCUCCGCGAGUUGACGAAGGCCGCCCGCUAUCCCCAGCAGUGGAUACCAACCUACUUCAAAAUUCCCCGCUCCGACGGGCCAGCAUUGUACAAGAACGCUUUAUUCCCGACAAGGACGGCCAGAAUGGGGAGAGUGGUGAGGGUAGCACAACACCUCACCGCUCUCGACAGAGAAAGGGGAGUUACAGAAAAGAGGUGAUGAUGCCUGCGUGGCAGUUUUUCAGUUUGAUACCGUGGUAUACGGACAAUACGCCGACGAAUGAUGCGCAGGUGGCGGCACACUUUUCUUUGAAGCGGCCUAUCCUUGGUAUGUGCUUGAAGCGCUAUUCCGUAUUGCCGAAUGGGAAGGCAAUCAGGCUCAACACCUACAUCGACGUACCCAUUGAAAUUGGUUUACCGCAUUUCAUCCAAGAUGACAAGAUGGAUGACAACGGCCCGUUAUACGGCAACUUCAAGCUGUCUCUACAAUCUGUAGUAUGCCAUCGGGGGGAUUCUGUCGAUUCGGGUCACUAUAUCGCUCUUGUGCGAGGAACCAGUUCUAAUGCAGCCCAGCAAGCUUCGGGAAGCUUGGACUCGAAUGCGACUCUGGGACCAGAUGCAUCGGAGCAGUGGAUGCGCUUUGACGAUCUGGCCCCUGAACGUAUCACCCUGGUCGAUAUCGAGCAGGCUUUGAGGGAGGAAUCUCCAUAUCUUCUUUUCUACCAGAUAGUUCCAAUUGACGAAGAAGGCGAAGAAAUACAGAAUCGUGCUUCUUAUACCGAGGCUGAAGAGGACGUCGAUGGUCCCGUGGCAGUGUACGUGUCUUCUGCGGCAUGCACCGAUGAUGAUCCCCCUGAGACAUCUGCGCCUGGUUCUGCUCGGCUAAGCUUCGAAAUAACACGCCCAGACACAGAAGAGUCCAGACAAUCCCAAAGGAGACAAAGUGUGUCUUUCUCAGAUGCUCUUCGGAAUUCGUCCCAUGAAGAUAAUUCGGGCAAUCUCCAGGUUAAUUCCGCAGCACGUUCCGACCAGUCGACGCCUAAAGAACGGGGUCGAGGCUCAUUUUCGUUGUCUCGACGAACGUCCAGAGGUCUUAAAAGUCGUUCUCGAAGCGGAGGUGAAGAACAAGGUAGCGAAAACCGGCUUAGUGCCGCAUUCUCUCGAUUUGCCAAUCUUCGACUCAGUAGAGAAAAACUACCCAGCGAUUCCAACAGCGCAAUCGAAGACGGCGACGAGCCAACCAAAGGCGGCGGCUCUCUUGGUGAUGACAAUACAGCUGACAUCACGCCUAGCAUGACCGAGAAUGAAGGCAAGCGCACGAAUGGCCGAACCACGAAACCCCGAAAUGGAAAGCGUACCGAGAGGUUUGCACGAGUGAGACGUGGAAAGCAGCCCGAAAGGGAAUGCAUUGUUAUGUGA
Molecule: messenger RNA, 2349 nt
Organism: Rasamsonia emersonii CBS 393.64
Lineage: Eukaryota; Fungi; Ascomycota; Eurotiomycetes; Eurotiales; Trichocomaceae
Exons: 5
Coding region: 1-2349 (782 amino acids)
Biological process (GO): protein deubiquitination
Cellular component (GO): cytosol; nucleus
Molecular function (GO): cysteine-type deubiquitinase activity; cysteine-type endopeptidase activity
Source: RefSeq, a predicted model, not a curated record